Molecule: messenger RNA, 2404 nt
Organism: Alnus glutinosa
Lineage: Eukaryota; Viridiplantae; Streptophyta; Magnoliopsida; Fagales; Betulaceae
Exons: 4
Coding region: 237-1580 (447 amino acids)
Source: RefSeq, a predicted model, not a curated record
UGAAACACGUUCAAUCCCAAGAAAAUAAGAAAGAAAAUUAGAAACCAUCAACGCAGACCGCCGCAGGACUGGGAACCGGAAGAAGGCUCCGAACGCCUCGACCUAGAGGGACGACGAGAAAGCCGUCAACGCUGCUCCCGAAUCCGGUGCCGGAAUUGAAACCAUCAUAAAAAGCAUCAACAUCAUUAAUAUUUGGAAAAGGGAUUCCUUAUCUGGGACCUUCAAAAAAUCCUCAAAUGUAUCCAUAUGAUGAAAAGAUGCUUAGAAAUGAAGUUAUCUAUCUCCACUCUCUCUGGCACCAAGGCCCCCCACCAGACCCUAACCUCAACAACCCAAACCCUAGCCCCAGCUCCUCAAGAAUCCCCUAUGUCCCCAACCCCAUACCCUUCUAUUACAGAUCCUAUUAUCCGCUCUGUCACCAGGAAAUGCCUAACCCAAACCCAAACCCAAGAUCCUAUUAUCCGCUCUGUCACCAGCAAACGCCUAACCCCAACCACAGAUCCAAUUAUCCCCUCUAUCACCAACAAACCACUAUCUCAAACCCCAGACCAAAACCCUGCAUCAGAAAUUCUCUCCAACCCACCAAUCCCACAUCUUUCAAGAAAGAAAACACCUCUACCACCACCACAGGGAAGAAGAGGCUCAGAGAGAAAAGGAUCAAGAAGAAGAAGAAUAAGAAGAUGCCACAGCCUGACCCGCCACCGGAUUUGGGUCCCGAAUGGCCGUGCCCAAAACCCCUAGAGCCGGCUCCAGAAGCAUCUAGUUGGCCUGCCCUGAAGCCUAUUUCGACUCCAAAAUCUUUAUCUGCUGAUGAGCGUGCUUGUUUUGCUGCAAUUCAAAUACAGUGCAAGGCGGCCAAAGCUUGCAGUGAAUUUUUCGUGAAAAGGGCCCAUACCAAUGAAGACGAAGACGAAGUCGAAGACAACAGUGGAGAUGAUGGAGAUGAUGAAAUGAGCGAAGAGGGGUCUGACGAAAAUGAAGAAUUCAAGUUCUUUUUUAUGAUGUUUAUGGAGGACAGUGAGUUGAGGAGUUACUUUGAGAAGAAUUAUGAAACUGGGGACUUCUGUUGUUUGGUUUGCCGAGGGAUUGGGAAGAAGGUGUUGAGGAGAUAUAAGGGUUGUGUUGGCCUUGUUCAGCAUUCGAUUGCGAUAUCAAAGACGAAGAGGAAGCGGGCUCAUAGGGCUUUUGGGCAGGUUGUUUGUAAGGUUCUAGGUUGGGAUUUUUGUCGGUUUCCAACAAUUAUAUUGAAGGAUGAGCCUCUCAGUCGCUCUUUGGCAAAACCGGUCGAGUUACAGGGUGACCCUGAGGGAAAUGAUGAUGAUAAUAAGGAUGAUUCUGUUGUUUUAAAGGAAAAUGUUGUUUCUGCAAAUGAUGGUAGUGGUGAAAUGCAGUCUCUGUCAAUGGUGAGAGGGGUGAAAAUGUUCUCUAUCAAUGGUAGUAGCGAAAAUGCAGCUUCUGUUAAUGACAAUAAUGGUGAAAAUGCAGUUUAUGUCAAUGCUAGUAUUGGCGAACAUGUAGUCUCUGUCAGUGGUGAUAAUGGUGAUGAUAAAGAGGUUUGCCAUGUUCAUCAGGAUAGUUGAUUACGGCAUGUGAGGGAUGGAGACGUGGUUUUUCACGUUUGGUAGAGUGUAAAAGGCGGAUGUUUUCUCCCGAUUUGUGGCGCACGGUGUUUGAUUUCUAAGAGGAGUUCAUGAUAAACCAUUUGCUGUUUUGAAUGGCCACGUCAAUGACAAAAUCGCACUGGUCCGAGUUUUUGGUUUCUUCCAUGGAUUUUCCGGCCUGACGGUGUUGAUUUUGAAUAGGAGGUUUCGAUCUACCGCUACUGGUUUGGAUGACCACACUGGAGACAAAAUCUCUCGAUCCGAUGUUUUUCGUGGUUGUUUGAAGCAGUGCCGAUCUUAGGAUUUCCACUGGAACGGUGGUUAGGGCGAAAGGGGAUCGGCGGUUUCGAUGGCGGUUUCGAUGUUUUUGAUUCUCCGUUUUCGGCGGUAUUGUAACGGUGAUUCAGGCGCUUUUUUCGGGUGUGGUUUUAGGGGUAGUCAGGGUGAUCUUUUAGGAGCGAUUUCUGGAUCUUCUGAAGUCGGCAAAACAUCGAGCAAAUUGGGAAAGUGGGGGAAAUGGUCCGGCUUGUGCAUUUGUAGUUUUUUCUUUUUCUUUGUUUGUGUUUGGUUGUUAAUGCAGUUGUUGUGUUGUUUAUUUAAGAUCAAAACCUAGUAUGCAAAAGCCCUCUCAUAGAUCUAAUAGAGGUUUAUGUUAACGUGGAGGUUUCUUUCUGUUUGUCUAGGUUUUUGAGGAGCUGUAUUUUGUAAUGGUCUUCAUCUAUUUGGCUUGGGUGGAGGAAACUCUCACCGCGGUGUCUUUGACUUGGUGUAUUAGAAAUUCAUUGUAACCUUACACAUUUGAC